Molecule: messenger RNA, 1230 nt
Organism: Maudiozyma barnettii
Lineage: Eukaryota; Fungi; Ascomycota; Saccharomycetes; Saccharomycetales; Saccharomycetaceae
Product: Nsr1p
Exons: 1
Coding region: 1-1230 (409 amino acids)
Molecular function (GO): RNA binding
Source: RefSeq, a predicted model, not a curated record
AUGGCCAAGACUACUUCCAAGAAAGACGCUAAACUAGCCCAAAAGAAGGUUGCUGAAGAAAAGGCUGCUGCCACUUCUUCUUCCGACUCUUCCUCUUCCUCUUCCUCAUCUUCUGAAUCUAGUUCCGACUCUUCUUCUGAUUCUGAAUCCUCCUCCUCUGAUUCUGAAGAAGAAACUAAGAAGGAAGAAACCAAAAAGGAAGAAUCCUCUUCCUCAUCCUCUGAAUCUGGUUCCGACUCCUCCUCCUCUGAAUCUGGUUCCGAAUCUGAAGCUGAAGAAGAAUCUAACGACAAGAAGCGUAAAGCUGAAUCUGAAGACGAAGAAGAAGAAUCUGACGAUUCUAAGAAACAAAAGACCGAAGAAGAUGCUGAUGAAGGUGAUGCUGAUGAAGAACCAUCUACCAUCUUUGUCGGUAGACUAUCUUGGUCUAUUGACGGUGACUGGUUAAAGAGUGAAUUCGACCACAUUGGUGGUGUUGUUGCCGCUAGAGUUAUCUACGAAAGAGGUACCGACAGAUCCAAGGGUUACGGUUACGUUGACUUUAAGAACAAAACCUUUGCUGAAAAAGCCGUCAAGGAAAUGCAAGGUAAAGAAAUCGAUGGUCGUGAAAUCAACUGUGACAUGUCUAACUCCAAGCCAGCUACUAACAACGGUGGUGACCGUGCUAAGAAAUUCGGUGAUGUUCCAAGUGAACCAUCUGACACUCUAUUCUUAGGUAACUUAUCCUUCGGUGCUAACACAGAUGAAAUCUCUCAAAUGUUCAGUAAAUACGGUGAAAUUGUUUCCGUUCGUCUACCAACUCAUCCAGAAACUGAGCAACCAAAGGGUUUUGGUUACGUUCAAUACGGUAACCUUGACGAUGCCAAGAAGGCUCUAGAGGCUCUACAAGGUGAAUACAUUGACAACAGACCAGUUAGACUUGAUUACUCUACUCCAAGACCACAAAACGACAGAGGUGGUUUCGGUGGUAACAGAGGUGGUUUCGGUGGCCGUGGUGGCCGUGGUGGCUUCGGUGACCGUGGUGGCCGUGGUGGUUUCGGUGGUCGUGGUGGCCGUGGUGGCUUCGGUGGCCGUGGUGGCAACAGAGGUGGUUUCGGUGACCGUGGUGGCCGUGGUGGCUUCGGUGGCCGUGGUGGUUUCAGAUCUACUGGUUCCGGUGCUAACAAUGCUCCAUUAGGUAAAUCUAGAAACACCGCUGACUUCGCUGGUACCAAGAAGACCUUUGAUUAA